AUGUCUGAUCACACAUUUGGGGAAGAUUCAAUCAUUAAUCUGCUUGUAUUCAAGUAUCACUAUCUAGUUUUAUUUGCCACAAUAGUUUUUGCAAUUAUCUAUCUAGUAAAUAAUCUGAUAGAGAAAGGUCACUUUUAAUAUCAAAUAAAAUCUUGGGUCAAAUCUAUUGUACUUGGAAUCCUACUUUUACAUAGCGCAAGUUCUUUUGUAUAUGCUGUCUAUUUUGGCCAUUUCUGGUUCGCAUUUCCAGUUGUUUCUGUAGUACUUAAUGACAUUGGCGCCUACUUUUUCGGAGUAUUUUUUGGUAAGACUCCACUAAUUAAGCUCUCACCUAAAAAGACAGUAGAGGGUUUCAUCGGAGGAGUAUUUUCAUCAUUUAUGAUUUGCUUUAUCAUGUCAAGCUACAUGAGUGGAAUAAAGCAUUUAGUAUGCCCAUAAUAAGAACUCACUUUUGAAAUAUUCCAAAAGAUGAAUUGCUAGAUUGAUCCAUUGUACAUUCAUUAAGAUACCUCCUUUGACUUAGGACCAUUCGGUAAGUUUUCAAUGAAUAUUGCUCCAAUUCAGCUUCAUUCCCUCUCAAUAUCUUUAUUUACGUCUUUGAUUGCACCUUUUGGAGGAUUUAUGGCAAGUGGAUUCAAAAGAGCAUACAAGAUAAAAGAUUUUGCAGAUAAGAUACCAGGUCAUGGAGGUAUUACUGAUAGAUUUGAUUGCAAGAUAGUUGUAGGGUGGUUCCUCGGUUUCUAUCUUUAGUAUGUUGUAUAUAAAGAUCAAGCAAAUAUUGAAAAGGCCUACUCAAACUAUCAAAUAAUGGAGGAUUAGGAUAAAAUAUAAAUUACCUAAUUGCUUUAAAGCAUGAUACUAAACUCCAAUCAAACAAAUACAUUUUGA
Stylonychia lemnae is the source of this 888-nucleotide messenger RNA. NCBI's taxonomy places the organism in Eukaryota, Ciliophora, Spirotrichea, Sporadotrichida, Oxytrichidae. The record is from the annotation of a GenBank genome assembly.